AGCUUUGCAUCUACCUCUAGAGCCAUUCUGUAGCUAGCUGAGAAGAGAGCACAGGACAACUGAAGUAUACCAUAUCUCCUUUUACGUGGAAACCAAAGAGGCAGUUUUUCUCCUUCAAUGUUGAAAAAACUGUGCAACUAGCAACAUGUGUACAGGAAAGUGCUCUAAGGUCAUUGCGAUCUCGCUCUACAUCCUGGCGGGGGUCUCAAUCAUCUGUAACAUCAUUGCAUUCUUCCCUGACUGGUCUACGAAGUACGCCAAGUUGGACAGAGAAGAAAAUGGAGCCCGGAUCACCGACGAGGUUAAAUACAUGGGAGGUGUCAUCGGCGGAGGAAUCAUGUGCCUUAUUCCAGCAAUCCAUAUCCACCUGACUAGCAGCAAUGGUUGCUGUGCCAACCGCUGUGGGAUGUUCCUGUCCAUUGGGUUUGCUGCUGCUGGGGUUGUUGGAGCGCUGUACAGUCUGGCUACGUCUGCCCUGGGCCUGUCCAAUGGACCUGUCUGCCUCUUUAUGGAAACACCAACCUCUGUUCCAGGGUGGGGGAGACCUUUCCUGAACAACAACGGGAGUUACCUGGGUGACAGUGACCUGUGGGCGAAGUGUAAAGAGCCCAAAGGUGUUGUGGAGUUUAACCUUGGGUUGUUCGCCACACUGCUGGUGGUGGCUUGUCUGGAGCUGGUGCUGUGUGGAAUACAGAUGGUCAACGGACUGUUCGGAUGCAUCUGUGGUACCUGCGUUGGCAAGGAGUAGGAAGCGUGAUGAACCAUCGACGCUUGAGGACCACGACGUAGAACAGACCACAUCCACAUCUGCACCCAUUUGUCAAGAGGAAUUAAUGGUUAUUGAAGAAUGGUUGACAUAUUCACUGUCUCUUCUCUGUAAGGCCUACAAAGACUGGAGUAUUUAUAAUGGACUUAUAAUGGCUUAGUGUAGUAGGCUGUUAAAACACAUCAGUGACUGUAAUAAUCAGUAGUUAUGUUCAUUGAUAUGACAUUCUGUAAAUGUUAUGUUUCUCUAUAAUUCUAUGCAUAUUUUAUGUUAUAUUUUGUAAUAAAUGCUGGGGGGAAAAACGUA
Coregonus clupeaformis (lake whitefish) is the source of this 1072-nucleotide messenger RNA. It is a transcript of the gene tm4sf21b, whose product is annotated as transmembrane 4 L six family member 21b. The record is from RefSeq and is a predicted model, not a curated record. Gene Ontology annotation, cellular component: membrane. NCBI's taxonomy places the organism in Eukaryota, Metazoa, Chordata, Actinopteri, Salmoniformes, Salmonidae. The transcript is spliced from 5 exons. Bases 146 to 748 code for a protein of 200 amino acids.